AUGACUCGCUCGGGUCAGAAAUUUAGUGUGUUCGAGUUCGACGAAGAAGAAGAGAAAGUCGAGAAGGAGUCGGCGAGGUUCGUCGACAAAUUUCGAAUUCGAAAGAGAAAACGAAACGGAAACAACAAGGACGACGACACUUCUCCACUCACUAACGAUGAUGAUAGACAAGUUGGUGGAUGUACUGGGGCUGUGAAAGUAGAAAGUAGCACUGAACCUAUUGAUAUAGAUGAUGGACCAAUUGAUGUUGACACUGGAGUUGCUGGAGAGACCAAUACUUUAUGCGAGGGAAACAGCAAUGACGUAGUAGAUAUUGAUGUUACUGUUAUCGAUGAUCCAUGCCAAUAUUCUGUUUCAGCUCCUGCUAGAAUGCCACAAGAAGAUUGUGAUGUCAAGGAAGAUAUUUCUCGGCUGGAUACCCUUAGGUUAUCCAGUUUCUCAAAUUACGAAAAUGAGUCAGUUGGUACAAUUUCAGAUAAUGAUGUUGGGAUUGAAAUGAGCUCAUCAACUUCUGUCUCUUCUCUCACUGAGAAUGAAGCUCCAUUAGGAAAACAAGUGCCAGAGUGUGUUUCUGUCGGACAUAAAAUUGAUUACACAAAUAAUACAGUUGCUGUUUUCCCUGACAUUAUCCUAUGUGGCGCCAUAUACGGUGCAGAGUCUUCCUUAACUUUCUCGGGAAGCAGCAUCAGAAUGGAGGGUUCAACUGCAAAUGGGGUCAAGGGAAUAUUUUGUGCUGAGUGGACUCUUGGUGAUAUUAUUAGUAUUGAGUCAAAAUGGUGUGAGACAGUUAUGACUGCUAUGGUUUGUCUCUGCCUCAAAUCAAAGGUUUCUGAAGGAGCUGGAAAUACAAAUGAUACUUCAGAUGUUAACAAGUUGAAGUUUUCAGUUUAUGAUCCUCUUUGGCAUGAAGGAGAGGAUGCAAUCAAAUCAUUACAUGUCAGAUACAGGGAUAACUGGAAUGUUACUUCUGACUGGUUAGCGGGAACUAUUGUUCCCGAUACAGGAAUUCUCUCAUACCUUGACAUAGGUAGAUCGUUGUCAGAACAAUCUUUUAGUCUUGAACAUUUCCAAUGUCUUCAUGAGACCUUUGAAGAGGUUAUUUAUCCUAUUGGUGAUCCUGAUGCUGUUUCAAUUUGUAAGAGAGAUGUGGAGCUUUUACAUCCAGAUACAUUCAUCAAUGAUACCAUCAUUGACUUCUAUAUCCAGAUGAAGGCAAAAAUUCAGCUAAGGUACCAUGCAUCUUGCACAUGGAUUCUAUCAGAGGAAGUCAUAGGGGCCUCAAGAAUCUUAUUCAAAGAUGGGUUGUCUACCCAAUCUUGUGAUCCAAAUAAGGAAGAAACUGGAGUUGAGUUUCUGGAGGAGAUAUCCAGGGCAGUAUCUGGUCCUGACACUGAUAUGGGGAUUCAGAUUUCACUCACAGCGAAAUCUCCAAUGAGAAUUGCACAACAACGACGACUUGGAGAACUAGGAUUGAAUUCCAGGGAUUUGUUCGAACCAAGAGCUAGUGCAAGGUCCUUUUCCAAUAAAGAUCGCUGGCAGACAAGAACACUUCAUUGGAGUAGUUGCAUGUCACCGGUACAGGAGGCUGAAGAAACUGGUGAGCAAAUCUCUGAUUCAUCAUCAAACACCGAAGAUGAUUGGCAACCUGCUAACUUGGCAACUGAAUUUUCCUCGAACUCAUUUUCUCACAAAGAUCUUAGAUCUCUCGGUUCAUCUAGGAAUCGGAAAUAUAUGCAGCUUGAGGAAGCUUAUGAUGGCUCCAGUUCUGGUGCAUCCAUCAGUGGAUCCCUUAAAUCAUCAGAGAUAGGGGUGGGGGUUGAUCAAGAUCAUUUGCUUUCACAAUUUGAGGGAUUUGCCCAUCAAAAACAAACUGAUUGCCAUGAACUUUCUUCAAAAUCAAUCAAGUCUGAGGAAUUUGCUGAUUGUGUUGUUGACUCUCAAGAGGGAAACUGCAUGCACAAUGACCAUGUGGCUACUGAUUCACCAUCCUCCUUUCAUUGCAAUAACCUUGCUGCAUCAGUCGAUGCAAUUAACGCUGCUGAAAACAUUUUGAGAAAAGUCCGAAAACCUGUAAGCAAUGUGGAUUGGGCAUCAGAUGAACAGAAUGCAGAAAGGACAAAGCUUACAUCUUCUGAUGGCACAUGA
Dovyalis caffra is the source of this 2145-nucleotide messenger RNA. Lineage: Eukaryota; Viridiplantae; Streptophyta; Magnoliopsida; Malpighiales; Salicaceae. The record is from the annotation of a GenBank genome assembly.